Messenger RNA from Thlaspi arvense, 1008 nucleotides. Lineage: Eukaryota; Viridiplantae; Streptophyta; Magnoliopsida; Brassicales; Brassicaceae. The record is from the annotation of a GenBank genome assembly.
CUGAAGAGUACAAAAAUUUGUUUAGGUGAUUGCAACUUGUACGAGGGCAGUUGGGUAUAUGACCCGUCAUACCCUCUCUAUGACUCCAGCAAAUGUCCCUUCAUUGAAAGAGCUUACGACUGCAAAAAGAAUGGGCGUCCUGAUACCCAAUACCUCAAGUACAGGUGGCAACCCACCGGCUGCGAUUUGCCAAGGUUUAAUGGGCGAGAAUUCUUGGAGAGAUACCAAGGAAAGAGCAUCCUGUCUGUGGGGGAUUCAUUGACUAGAGAUCAGUAUUUUUCAUUGUUAUGCUUGCUCUCUACCUCUGUUCCUAACUUGGAAACCAAUCUAACCCGGGUGGGCAUGGUCUCCACCUUCACUAUCCCGAAAUAUAAACUCAAAGUGGUGCUGGACCGGAAUGCGUAUUUGGUGGAUAUCGUGGAUACGGCUGAGGGCCGGAUCUUGGAUCUGGACUCGGUCCAGAAGGAUGCCGGAAACUGGACCGGGUUUGACCUGAUGAUCUUCAACACCUUCCACUGGUGGUCUUACAGACUCCCCAUCAACCGUACGUGGGAUUACAUUAAGAUAGGAAACAAGCAAUACAAGGAUUUCGAUAGGCUGGAAGCCUUUGAGAAGGCAGUGGAAACAUGGGGCAAAUGGGUGGAUGCCAACGUUGACACCAACAAAACUAAGGUCUUCUUCCAGGGGAUCUCUCCCAACCAUUACAAUCCAGAAGUCUGGGGCGAACCGAAAGCCAACAAAUGUGUGAACCAAACAACCCCCAUACUGGGCAGCAAAUAUCCGGGGCAGUAUCCAACGCGAGAAAUGGCAGCCCUUAAGAGAGCUUUAAGUAAGAUCAAGAAGCCUGUCAGCCUUCUAGACAUAACGGGAUUGUCGCUGCUGAGAAAAGAUGGGCACCCCUCCAUCUACGGCUACGGUGGGGCCAAAGGAGUAGAUUGCACGCACUGGUGUAUUGCUGGAGUGCCUGAUGCUUGGAACCAAAUUCUUUACUAUCUCCUCAUUUCGAGU